AUCAAGAACAUAAGUUGUAAGGUCACAAUAAUAAUUUUUAAUGAGAUAUAUUUCAUUGAAGCUGGACAUUUUUCUAAAACAUCAUCAGUAAAUUUUACCAUCGAGCAACUAAAAGAUUGUAUAAUUAUUUGUCUUUUUAAUAGCAUUAUACAUGGACCUGGUUUCAAAUAAUUUAGAAGUACUUAGAUUAGCUAAUCAUGAUUUCUCAUCAAUAUUAUAUUCUAAACUUAAUAAUAACAAUGAAAAUCUAUUCUAUUCUUCUCUAAGUAUACAUGUUGUUAUGUUAAUGGCUGGCAUGGGAGCGGCUACGCAGACUUUUAACGAAAUAUUUGAUACAAUACAAUUGCCUAAAAAUAAAAGUUUAAUUAAAUCAUAUGGAGAAUUAUUGAGCAACGUUGAUCAAAAAAAUGAUGUUUUAAAAUUAGCGAGUGGCAUUUUUAUUGAGAAAUCAUUCAAUUUAAAAAAAUCUUACCUGACAACUGUCACUAAAAACUUAAAUUCAUCGGUGAAUGAUUUAGAUUUCAUAAAUCAUCCAGAUGAUCAACGGAAUUUUAUUAAUCAGUGGGUAGAAAAUAAAACUGAUGGAAAAAUUAAAGAGCUGUUUGAUCCAGACUCAAUUGACAGUAAAACUGUUUUGGUUUUGACUAGCGCGUUACAUUUCAAAAGUAAUUGGAAAUAUGAAUUUAAUAUACCUACUACAGAACCAUUUAAUAUAUCACCUCAAAAAAAUUUACUUGUUUCAAUGAUGAAUCUUAAUGAAAAUUUAAAAUACUAUCAUGACCAAUCAUUAAAAUUCGCUGCAUUAGAAUUACCUUAUGAAAAUCAUAAAUUCAAAAUGAUAGUUUUACUGCCUGACGCCAAAGAUGGUUUAGCUAAUUUAGAAUUAAACCUAUCGAAAAUUAAAUUAGCCGAGCUCUUAAAUAAAUUGAAAUUGUAUAAUGUUGAUGUAAAAUUACCAAGAUUUAAAAUUGAACAAACUAUCGACUUAAAAACUGUAUUAUCUGAGAUUGGUUGUUCAACAAUGUUUACUCCCAAUGCUGAUUUUUCUGAAAUCUCUGACAUUCCAUUGAAAAUUAGUAAAGCUGUACAUAAAGCAUACAUUGAUAUCAAUGAAAAAGGAACAGAAGCCGCAGCUUCAACAGGUUUUACAUUUGUUCCUGAAAGUAUAAUUAUAUCAGAAACAAAAGAAAAAGUUGAGUUUUAUGCCGAUCAUCCAUUUAUAUUUACAAUCUGGUCUAAUAAAAAUGAUGUGCUGUUUAUGGGCCGUGUUAUUAAACCUUCUCAUUCUUUAAAUACAAACAAUGAAAAUUUAUUCUAUUCACCUCUAAGCAUACAUGUUGUUUUGCUUAUGGCUGGUAUUGGAGCGACUUCAAAAACCUCAGAUGAAAUAUUUGAUACGAUUCAUUUGCCAAGAAACAAAAGUUUGAUCGAGGCGUACGAUUAUUUGUUAAAUGACAUUGGACGAUACAGAAACUCUGCUAAUUUGGUUACCGGAAUGUUCGUUGAGAAAACAUUUAAAAUAAAGUCUAGUUAUGCUGAAAAAAUAAAAAAACAUUUGAAAUCGACCGUGGAAAACUUAGAUUUUAACAAAAAAUCGAAUGAUCAACGAAACUAUAUUAAUGAAUGGAUUAAAAAUAAGACUAACGGAAAAAUUAAUAAUCUAUUCCCUGCUGAUUCGAUUAAUGAAUCAACUGUGAUGGUAUUAACAAGCGCAUUACAUUUUAAGUGUCUUUGGAAUAAAAAAUUCUCUGCAACGAAUGAUGAACCAUUUUAUUCAGUGGGACAAAACGUCAUCGUAAAAAUGAUGUACCAACAAGCACCUUACAAUUAUUAUCAUGACAAAAAGUUAAAAUUCGCUGCUUUGGAUAUGCCUUACCGUAAUUUCUACUUCAAAAUGUUGAUUUUAUUGCCUGAUGCAAAAGAUGGUUUAAGUAAUUUAGAAAAUAAUUUGUCUAAGAUAAAUUUCAUUAAACUUUACAAAAAUAUGACAAAACAUGAUGUUGAUUUUAAAUUCCCAAAAUUCAAGAUCGAGCAAGAAAUUGAUCUCAAUCAUGUAUUGAAUAAACUUGGAUGUUCCACAAUGUUUACACCAAGUGCCGACUUUUCAGGAAUUACUGAUGUACCAAUAUUUGCUAAUAAAGCUUUCCAUAAAGCUUUCAUCGAUGUAGACGAAAAAGGAACAGAAGCUGCAGCUGCAUCACGUAUUGAGUGUCUGGAAGGCAGUGCAAUGCCAACUAUACUACCAAAAGCUCAAUUCCACGUUGACCAUCCUUUUAUUUUUGCUAUUUUAACUGAAAAAAAUGAUAUACUAUUUUUGGGAAAUCUUAAGAAACCAUAAAACUAAUUUAAUUUAUUAAUUUAAUGCUUGUCUGUAAUUAUAAUACUAACACUACGUAUAAUUA
Molecule: messenger RNA, 2402 nt
Organism: Daktulosphaira vitifoliae (grape phylloxera)
Lineage: Eukaryota; Metazoa; Arthropoda; Insecta; Hemiptera; Phylloxeridae
Product: serpin B10-like
Exons: 13
Coding region: 152-2338 (728 amino acids)
Molecular function (GO): serine-type endopeptidase inhibitor activity
Source: RefSeq, a predicted model, not a curated record